Messenger RNA from Tetrahymena thermophila SB210, 2430 nucleotides. Its product is annotated as amine-terminal domain cyclin. Gene Ontology annotation, cellular component: nucleus; cytoplasm; cyclin-dependent protein kinase holoenzyme complex. The transcript has 5 exons. Gene Ontology annotation, molecular function: cyclin-dependent protein serine/threonine kinase regulator activity. Gene Ontology annotation, biological process: regulation of cyclin-dependent protein serine/threonine kinase activity; mitotic cell cycle phase transition. NCBI's taxonomy places the organism in Eukaryota, Ciliophora, Oligohymenophorea, Hymenostomatida, Tetrahymenidae. The record is from RefSeq and is a predicted model, not a curated record.
AUGCAAAAAGAUUCAAGUUAGAUUGGAGAUUAAUUUCUUUUAAGUCUAGGAAGUUUGACAUAGAGUGUACCCACUAAUAUUAGCGCUAUGUCUAAUUGUUCUUCAGGAUAGCAAUUUGUAAGCCAUAGCAAUACCUUAUUAAAAGUAUAGUCCUUAGAAGCAACAUCUCCUACAGCAGUAGCAGCUGUUGGAUUUUAAAGUCAAAGUUAAAACACUGAAGCAGUAAUAAAAUCAGGAGAAUUAAAAAGUGUAAUGAGCAGUGACAAUUUACUAAAUCUGGCACCAUCAACAUAAUCUUAAGCUCCUCCUUAGGCACCAUUUACUCUUACUAGCAGCACUAGUGUAACUAUUAGCAGCAUUGGUACUUAAAUUUAAAGCUUAACCACUUAGAUUCCAAGCAAUAUGCUAUAUACAUACUUCAAUUGCAAACAUCAGGCAAUAGUUACAUAUUCAAAGUGCUAGUUCUGCAAAGAGUGUGGUGUUAGAAUGUAUAAAAAUGGUUAAAUGCUUGCACUCAAGUCUCAGUAGAUGAAUUACAAACUUAACACUAAUCCUUUAAGGUUAUAUUCAAACACAUAUAAAUAGAAAAAGUAAAAAAACACUAUUAAUUUUUAAGAACACUAAGACUACUUAAAGCAAAGAGAGCGCACUAUAAAUUAUGUAAUCGAUUUGGCUGAUAGAAUGAGAUUGAGUAAAUAAACUGCUUUCUUGAGUAUUAUGUUCCUUGAUUACUUGGUUGCUAAUGAUACCAAUUCAGAAUUGUGCACAUUUAAAAUUAAAGAUCAUUUAUAAAUAUUUGGAGCUGUUUGUGUAAUGUUAGCAGCAAAAAGUAUUGAAUUAGAUGAAAGAAUACCUUUUUUAUCUUCUCUUAAAAAAUAUAUGUGCUUAAAUUAAUACUCUAAAGAAGAUUUAAGAAAGGCAGAAUAGAAGACUGUAUAAAUUCUGAAAUUUAAUAUGUAGUUUCCUACUCUUUAUGAUUUAUUGGAGUAUUAUGGCUCAUAAGGUGUUGUUUUUUCUAAUGAUUUAUAAAAGGGUACAACAUUCACAUCAAUUUUAAGCCCAACUCCAUUUUUAUCCAAUGAAACUAAAAAUACAAGUGCAAAGAAAGAACGUUUUAUAAAUAAUAGAACUAUAGAGUUAGAGUUUUAAGGUACCGCUCCUUCUUCUUCAGCACAAAAUUAGUAAUAGUCAGAGGAUAGCACUAAAAACAGUUCACCUAAUUCGAACGACUAUUCCUCAACUCAAGAAACUUCAUCUAAAAAUUCAAACAGUGAUGAAGCAAACCCCUCAUGCUCUCCACCACCUCAUUCAAAAAUAGUGGAACCUUAACCUCAAGUAGUUAAAGAAUUUGAUAUUUCACCUAUUAAAUUAUAUGAUAUAGUAUCUAAGAUAGAAAAAGAUUUUAGCAGAAUAGCUUUCUUGGCUAUAAAAGAUGAGAAAUUUUACGAAUAAGAUCUUGAAAUCUUAGGAGCUGCUUGUAUAUGCUAUUUAAGAGAAAAAUAAAAUAUUUCAAAUCCUUACAGAGAUGAAAUUUUAUAAAUUUGUAGCUAAGAUAGAGCCUAAGUUUUAUCUUGUUGCCUCACUUUUUUAUCUAAAUUUGAUACCUACUUUAAGCCUCAUAGUUAUUUGAAUGGAUCUACAUCCUCUGGAAUAUCUCCUCUAAAGGACAUUAGAACUAAUUUGAAAUAAGGAUUCUACACUUCUGAUAAUUAUAAGAGCGCUUCCAAUCUAACAACAACAGCAACUACUCGUAUUUUAUAAGAAAAUAAAAAACCUUUAUUUGACAACAUUGAUUUAAACAGCUACAGAAUAAGAGAAAAAUCAUUUGAAAAAAUUGGUAUUAGCUAUUAGAGUUAAAGAAGCUCUAUAGCAUCUUAACAUGUUUCUAAAAAUACUAUAUCUGGGCUGUAGAAUAAUAGAAAUAACUUUUUUGAGUAUGCUAAACUUAACGAAUAGAAAAUAAAUAAUUUAAGCUCAAUUACUAACAUAUCAACUUCUAAUGCCUCUUCUACUUCUUAAGCAGCUGCAAAUAGUGGUAUCGCCUCUAGUUCUAAUUAAAUACUUUAAUCUGGUUCAUUAACAUCAACAUCUUCAAAUAUUAAUAGCUUAUAAAGCAAAUUAUUGCAAUAAUAAAACGCUUUCAGCUCAGGCGCUUUUCAUUCAAGCAGCUCUUCUUCUAACGCAUUAUCAUCUGGCCUUUCUUCUAUUAGCUCUUACUAAAAGCCAUAUUAGCUAGCAUUAAAUUAAUAUUCAUCAAAACCACUUCUAUCUACUACAACAUCUACAGUAAAUAGUAAGAUUCCUUAAAGUAUACCUAAUUUUGAUGACGAAGCUAAAUGGAAUAGUCACUUCACUAAAACUAUAAAUUCAAUAAAUUUCCGUGCAAGCUCCUUCAACUCUAACUCAUUUUUGAGAAGAAACAAAUUUUGA